Molecule: messenger RNA, 528 nt
Organism: Cydia amplana
Lineage: Eukaryota; Metazoa; Arthropoda; Insecta; Lepidoptera; Tortricidae
Gene: HLH4C
Product: helix-loop-helix protein 1
Exons: 3
Coding region: 111-524 (137 amino acids)
Biological process (GO): regulation of transcription by RNA polymerase II
Molecular function (GO): protein dimerization activity; RNA polymerase II cis-regulatory region sequence-specific DNA binding; DNA-binding transcription factor activity, RNA polymerase II-specific
Source: RefSeq, a predicted model, not a curated record
GGACCAGUGAUCUUGAGUGUCUAGUGUGCAGUGGUGGACCUGAUCGUGAUACAUACACUUCAUCAUUAUGAAGGUUUAAGGAAUUAUUUUGGAAAACGUCAGGACACACGAUGAAGAGCUGGCUGGAGGCGAGCGGGAUGGAGGACUCUCUGUCCUGCAUGCUGGCCGAGCCGCGCGAGGCGCUGCUACCCAUCACCGGCAGUGAGAACCUCGCGCCUAGGAAGAGAGACAGGACUCUAGAACCAUGUGCAAUGUCCGAAGAAGCUUACCUCUCGAGCGGCGCCGGCUCCCCCUGCGCAGGGCUGUCGCGCGAGGAGCGCCGGCGCCGGCGCAGGGCCACGCUCAAGUACCGCACCGCGCACGCUACGCGCGAGCGCAUCCGAGUGGAAGCCUUCAACGGCGCGUUCGCCUCCCUCAGGCGGCUGCUGCCAACCCUACCGCCCGAUAAAAAACUUUCCAAAAUCGAAAUCUUACGACUCGCUAUUUGUUAUAUUGCGUACUUGAACCAUGUUUUAGACGCAUAAUUAA